Messenger RNA from Ziziphus jujuba (common jujube), 1380 nucleotides. Its product is annotated as receptor-like protein EIX2. The record is from RefSeq and is a predicted model, not a curated record. The transcript is spliced from 2 exons. Bases 1 to 1380 code for a protein of 459 amino acids. Lineage: Eukaryota; Viridiplantae; Streptophyta; Magnoliopsida; Rosales; Rhamnaceae. Gene Ontology annotation, molecular function: protein binding.
AUGAGUUUCAUCCUAGAAAGUCUUGGACAGCUCUGCAAGCUUGUUGUGUUAGAUAUCUCAAACAACCCAUGGGAAGGUGUCAUAACUGAAGCUCAUCUCAUGAAUCUUUCCAGCUUGGAGGAGUUUUCUAUCGGUAACCAAUUCUAUAACAUUUCAAUGGUUUUCAAUAUAAGCCCUAAUUGGAUACUUCCUUUUAAACUCCGACGCCUCAACAUCAAAUCAUGCCAAUUGGGUCCUAAAUUUCCAGCUUGGCUUCAAAAGCAAAAUCAUCUCAUCACAUUGGUACUCGAAAAUGCUAGCAUUUCUGACAUCAUUCCUGAUUGGUUUUUCCAAUUGGAUUUGCGGCUUCAUAAUCUAGAUUUUGCUCAUAAUAACAUUAGUGGCAGGGUACCAAACAAAUUAAUGUUUUUUCCUAGUUCGACCAUGGAUUUGGGUUCAAACCAAUUUGAUGGUCCUCUCACACUGUUUUCAUCAAACAUUUCCACAUUGUCGUUAAAUAACAAUAUGGUUUGUGGAUCAAUCCCUUCUGACAUUGGCAAAGAAAUGCCCAUUGGAAACAUUCCUCCAGAAUUUUAUGGCCUUUCCAUGCUUCACAUCUUAGAUCUAUCACGCAAUAAUUUGUCAGGUCAUAAUCCACAUUGCCUGGGUAAUUUGAGUAAGAUGAAAUCUGGUUGGAUAGAGCUUGAUGGCUUUCUAGCGGCAUCAACUAAGGGAAGUUUGAAGAUGGUGAGGAAAAGAAGGGAGAUGGAAUAUAACUACUCCAUACUCUACCUUGCUGAUAGUAUUGAUCUGUCUGAUAAUAACUUAUCAGGGGAGAUUCCUGCGGAGUUAACAAGUCUCAUAAAACUGCAAACUCUGAAUUUAUCAGCAAAUCAUUUGACAAGGAAGAUCCCAGCAAACAUAGGUAACUUGACAAUGCUAGAAACUCUUGAUCUCUCAAGAAACAAAAUUUUUAGCCCAAUUCCAGUCAGCAUGACUUCUUUGACAUUCCUGAAUCAUUUGAACCUCUCGUACAACAACUUGACUGGAAAAAUCCCAACUGCUAACCAGUUCUUAACCUUUGAUGAUCCAUCAAUCUAUCAAGGCAAUGCCGGCCUAUGUGGAAAGCCUUUCGACAAUGAUUGCUUGAGCAGCAGUCAAUUUGGUACUUCAAGAGGAGAGAAAGAAGAGAAAGAUGAUGAUGUUGAGGAUAAGACACAGGAGGUAGGCUUCUACAUCAGCAUUGUACUAGGCUUCAUUGUGGGGUCUUGGGGUGUUAUUGGCAGCUUGAUCAUUAACAAGUCUUGGAGAUAUACCUAUUUUGGGUUUGCUCAAAGAGUGAAUGAUACUUGUUUUGUACUGUUUCAUAGAAUGUUUAGAGGAAGAAAUGUAGCGGAGUAG